Messenger RNA from Zea mays, 2629 nucleotides. RefSeq names its product probable serine/threonine-protein kinase PBL28. The record is from RefSeq and is a predicted model, not a curated record. Gene Ontology annotation, molecular function: protein kinase activity; ATP binding. Bases 850 to 2139 code for a protein of 429 amino acids. NCBI's taxonomy places the organism in Eukaryota, Viridiplantae, Streptophyta, Magnoliopsida, Poales, Poaceae. Gene Ontology annotation, biological process: protein phosphorylation. The transcript is spliced from 6 exons.
UUUGGUUGGAAAAAUAAAAAAUACUUUACUGAGUGUCACACGUAAGACACUCGGCAAAUAAGCUUCUUUGUCGAGCGCCAAAACCCGGCUCUCGGCAAAUAUAACGGUCGUCGGCUAUAGACGGCUGCUGACGGCCCUUUACCGAGCGCCGCCCUUCGCCGAGUGUUUGACACUCGGCAAAGAUUUAUUUGCCGAGUGUAUUUCUACGCUGAGAGUCCUACUCUCGGUAAACGUGGUCGUUACCGAGAGCAGGACUUUGCCGAGUGCCCGACAAAAAACACUCGGCAAAGCGCAAAGCACUUGGCAAAGAGCCGGAUUCCGGUAGUGCCAGCCGUAUGCUUUAUUGCUCUUGGCCAUCUAGUUUGCACUUUUCCACGUCUAAAAAAAUAUGCAAGUCGGUCUAAUUAAAUCUUUGACAGCAUCGUGUACCAUCAGUAAUAAUCUGUGCCAGAACCCGGUCACUGGGCACCGCCAGUAAAAAUCUGAGCCAGAACCGAACCAAAACGUCCCAAUCUUGCAAUCCUUUUUUAAAAAGAACAAACAGAGAACGCAAAACCUACAACAUCUUGCAUCAGACGACAACAAGUGAUGAAAACUAUGUGACGGAGAGAGACAUACAUAUAUACUAGCAUAUCCCUCUUCUCCCCGACACAUUAUGAAUCGAAAUAAUAAUAAAUACGCCAAGACCGAUGAUGAUACGCAGGAGCUUUAGAGACCAUUAAACCAGCGAUGUGCCAGAUGCAACUGGGGAAUAUCCAGCGAGGUUUACUAAGGACGAGGGGCAAUAAAUGGGUUUGAUCUCUGUUCACUCGAUGGGAGGGCUUAGCUGUUUCAAGAGAAGAGAGGAGCAUGGAGAUGAGAGGGCUGGUUCUGGUUUUGGUCAUGGUCAUGGUCAUGGCUCCUCUACCUAGCUGCAAGGCGGCUGAUCAUGAUUUUGGGACAGAGGGUGAAUACAUCAUGGUGAGACGUAGCACACUCACAGUCCUGGUGGUCUUUGCGUUGCUAGUAGUCGGCGUCGCCAUCGGGGUCACCAGGUGGCUGAGGAGGAAAGCGAAGGAAACCACCGCUACAGAAUCACCAGCAGCGAAGCUAUCAUCGCAGUCGUCGCAGGGCGGCCACAGGCAGGUAGCAGCAGUAGCAGCGCAUGCGCAUGCGCAUGGCAGUGGCACGGAGGCGAGCGGCAGGUGGUCGGGCCUGUACAGGUUCACCAGGGAGGAGAUCGAGAGGGCCGUCGACUACGCGAGCAGCAGGAUCUACCUCGGCUCCGGCAGCGCGGGGCAGGUGUACCAGGGGGUGCUCCCCAGCGGGCAGCUCGUCGCCGUCAAGCACAUCCACAGGACGGCCAUGUCCGGGUCCUUCACCAGGGAGGUGGAGCAGCUGUGCAAGGUCAGGCACCCCAACCUGGUGUGCCUCUUCGGCUACUGCGACGAGGAGGGCGACCAGUACCUGGUGUACGAGUACUGCGCCAAUGGGAACCUUGCCCAGAACCUACUCAGGAGUGACUCCGUGCUCCCAUGGGAAACAAGGGUGAAGAUCCUGAGGGACUGCGCAUCCGUCCUGAGGUUCCUCCACACGCACCCUGACGGAUGCAUCGUCCACAGAGACAUCAAGCUCACCAACAUCCUGCUGACAGAGAAGAAGGUGCCGAAGCUGUCCGACUUCGGGCUGGCGAAGAUGCUGGAGAUGGAGGAGACCAAGGUGUUCACGGACGUGAGAGGCACCAUCGGGUACAUGGACCCCGAGUACAUCACCCACUCCAAGCUCACCUGCGCCAGCGACAUUUACAGCUUCGGCGUCGUCACCCUGCAGCUCCUGUCCGGGAGGAAGGUCAUAGAACUCGACAUCGUUGCGCGUGAUUCACUCACCAAGAAGGCCAAGGAUGUAGUGAGUGGGAAGAAGCCACUGGAGGAGUUCAUAGACCCACGUGUGAGGGACGAUGUCGUCAUAGAAGAUUUCGUGCUGAUACUGAAGAUCGCAGUCCUCUGCGUCGCGAGCUCAAGCGUAGGACGCCCCACCAUAAAGGACGUGUUCGAGGAGAUGGACAGAGCCCUGAGAAGUACAGCCGUAAAGACUAGAGCAAGGAAGGAGAUGAACGCGGCAAGUUUGACUGCUCAGUAUGCAAAGGUGUUAGACGUGUAGAUCGUGUUGUGUUGUGCCUUCUUGAGGAUAUUACAACGACCGACCGCAUGGAGGUUCCAAGGCCAUACAAAACAACCCAGACGCUCCGCGGUGAACGGAUUUGACAAAAAGGUUGUACGACUGAUAGCAACUGCCUUGCGCGCGGCUGUUAAUACUUAGUAACCUCAGAUCCCCUUUGAUUUGAGAUCGGAGAAGAUUAAGGCCUGCUUUGGGAGACAUAAAACCAGAGGAGAUUGGAGUGGCUAGAAUCUUUAUAUUAUUUAAAAUUGAAUAAGAAAAAGAUUUUAGGCUCUCCAUAUUAUUUAAAAUAGAAUGGAGAGACUCUAGAAACCAAAAAACAAACUAAUUUUCCCUAAAUUCACUCUUAUUAUUAAAGUGAUUUGAGUUUUCAAACUAGCCCUAAGGAUCUGUAUACGCACUUGUAAAUGAAUGAAGUGAAGUUCAGUCAAAAUUCAGGCUAUGUAAGCAGCUCGGAUAUAAACCUGAUAUG